CGGGGGCGAAGAGGAGGAGGCGGGAGACAAUCCCGGAGGAGGCGGCCGCCAGUGCGGGGCGGGCGGCGGCUCGCCGGGGCGGCAGGGGGACAUCAUGUCCAAGCCCGUGGAUCACGUCAAGAGGCCGAUGAACGCCUUCAUGGUGUGGUCUAGGGCGCAGCGACGGAAGAUGGCCCAGGAGAACCCCAAGAUGCACAACUCGGAGAUCAGCAAGCGCCUGGGCGCCGAGUGGAAGCUGCUGACCGAGUCGGAGAAGCGGCCCUUCAUCGACGAGGCCAAGCGGCUGCGGGCCAUGCACAUGAAGGAGCACCCCGACUACAAGUACCGGCCGCGGCGGAAGCCCAAAACGCUGCUCAAGAAGGACAAGUUCGCCUUCCCCGUGCCCUACGGGCUGGGCGGCGUGGCGGACCACGAGCACCCGCACGGGCUAAAGGCGGGCGGGCUGCAUGCUGGCGCGGCCGGCGGGCUGGUGCCCGAGUCGCUCCUGGCCAACCCCGAGAAGGCGGCAGCCGCCGCCGCCGCUGCCGCCGCCCGCGUCUUCUUCCCCCAGUCGGCCGCCGCCGCUGCCGCCGCCGCCGCCGCGGCCGCCGCCAGCAGCCCGUACUCCUUGCUGGACCUGGGCUCCAAAAUGGCCGAGAUCUCAUCCUCCUCCUCUUCCUCGGGCUCCGGGUUGCCCUACGCCUCCUCGUUGGGCUACCCCGGCGCCGGCGGGGCGGGCGCCUUCCACGGUGCCGCCGCUGCCGCCGCCGCCGCAGCCGCGGCCGCCGGGGGGCACACGCACUCGCACCCGUCGCCCGGUAACCCCGGCUACAUGAUCCCCUGCAACUGCAGCGCCUGGCCCGGCCCGGGGCUGCAGCCGCCGCUGGCCUACAUCCUCCUGCCGGGCAUGGGCAAGCCCCAGCUGGACCCUUAUCCCGCAGCCUACGCCGCGGCCCUAUGACCCGCGGCCGGAGGAUGCUCGCGCAGAGCUCCGGUGCCCGCCUGGAUGGCUGCCGGCGCGUACGUGCGGACGGGGAGUGGGGCGAGCCGCCGCCGGGGCCGCGGAGGGUGACCGGGACAGGCGAUGGUGGAGCGCCGGGGCGGUGGCCGACCUGUUGCGUGUCCCCCGCCCGCUGCCCCGGACAGAGCUUGUGUGUGUUGCAUGCGGUCUGUGCAGAUAGCCCAGCUGAAACAGAAGAGAAAAAAAAAAAAAAAAGAGGAAAGAAAAAAAAAAAUAAGAAAAAAAAUAACCUAUCCGUCCUGCCCCUUAAAGUGUGUGUUCGGGACAAACACGGAGGGGUCUGCCGGCUCCGGCUUUCCCCUCCCUGGCUCCUCGUGCCCCGCGCGGUGCUUUCUCAGAACAGUCCCGCUCUAGCACUCGGGCACGGAGAGGAGAGACGGGGGAGGCUGGGGGGUAGUGAGGCCCCGGCUCGGCACUUCAGGGCCAGGUGCGGCCCCGGGAAAGGACAGGGUGUCUCUGUCCUUGGUUCGUAGCCAGUCGUGGGAUCCACGCAAAGAAGGAUGUCGGCGGUGUGGGAUGAUGCUGCCCGUCCUGCUCCGCACCCUGACCCGCGUGGGUUUCUGCCCUCCCCUGCUACGGGAUGCUGAGAAGCGCGGGUCAUGAUUUCCAUAGGAUAAGAGGCGUGACUCGGACCCCGUGUAUCUCCCCCCCCUCCCCUCCACUAAUUAAGUCUCACCCUCAGACUGUAAAUUUGUAUAUCUCUGUGGAAAUGUUAAGUCUCAGAUGGAAAACUCUGUUAGUUACUUCGCCCACGGUCGAUUCAGUUUUAACCUGAAAAAAAAGAAAAAAAAAAAAGGAAUGCCUUUCAAAGGGAAUAAAAAUAUUGCGAGACUGCUCAAGGAUCGCAAUAUUGUCUAAGGUUAAAUCAGACUUUUUUGUCUGAGUGAUAAUUAUCUAUUUAUUAUUUAGCUGAACUGAAACAGAGCUUUGCUUUGACAGAAGAGUAUUCUCAUUAAAAGAAAGCCCAUCUCCCCCACCAACAUGAAGUGUUUCAUAUGUGUUUUGGAGUACUCUACCUGUUUAGCUUAUUUUAGGGCGACUGCAAUUCAAUUGCAAAUGGCGUUUAAAAAAAGGAAAAAAGUUUAGAGGAAAAAAUCUUUCAUCGGUUUAGAGUUCUUUUUUUGGUUUACUUUUGUAAUGUGUAUAUUUUGACUAAUGUUUGUG
Molecule: messenger RNA, 2164 nt
Organism: Cinclus cinclus
Lineage: Eukaryota; Metazoa; Chordata; Aves; Passeriformes; Cinclidae
Gene: SOX21
Product: SRY-box transcription factor 21
Exons: 1
Coding region: 95-940 (281 amino acids)
Biological process (GO): cell differentiation; regulation of DNA-templated transcription; anatomical structure morphogenesis
Molecular function (GO): DNA-binding transcription factor activity, RNA polymerase II-specific; RNA polymerase II cis-regulatory region sequence-specific DNA binding
Source: RefSeq, a predicted model, not a curated record